Messenger RNA from Racocetra persica, 125 nucleotides. Lineage: Eukaryota; Fungi; Glomeromycota; Glomeromycetes; Diversisporales; Gigasporaceae. The record is from the annotation of a GenBank genome assembly.
GACAUAGAAUGGAAGAACAAAUAGAACAAGCUGUUGCCAUCGCUUUGAGCCCCUCUUCGGAUCAUACUUUGAAAAGUCAGAGUUCGUUUGAAGCUUUAUUUUUAUGGGUUGAUGUCGAGAAUUGA